Molecule: messenger RNA, 273 nt
Organism: Soboliphyme baturini
Lineage: Eukaryota; Metazoa; Nematoda; Enoplea; Dioctophymatida; Soboliphymatidae
Source: the annotation of a GenBank genome assembly
AUGUCCACCACGGAAACGGUGACCGUCCGCAUGAGUCGCAGCGACCCGUCGACCAUCUGGGGUUUCCGGUUGCACGGCGGCAAGGAGUUCAGCACGCCGCUGGUCAUCAGCAAGGUGACUGAACGCAGCCUGUCCGAACGAGCCGGCCUGAAGGAAGGCGACCAAGUGGUGAGCAUCUCCGGUCGCAGUGCCGCGUCCAUGUUCCACAAGGAAGCGCAGGAAGCGAUCUUCGCGUGCGGGGACAACGUCGAAUUGGUCGUUCAGAGGUACUGA